UCGCGGGCGAAAAAAUUCAAAAGAGGUAUCUUUGGCCACCAGUCGCCGAGCCAGAGAAGAAGGCACUGUCGCCGAGGUUCGCAGGGAAGCCCGCCCGUUUGUCUCCGGUUUUCGACGCACGCGGAAAGUCGGUCUCCGAAUGCGGUACGGGGGGACGGCGCAGACUACUUUUGCAGAGACGGCUUGGCUCUUGCUGCGAAAAUGUCCUCACAUUCCCAACGAGUUGUGUUCAGGAAACAAAGUGUCUGGAGCCGACGCCUGGCGGGGAAACGGUCCCUUGCUUUGAAUUCUCCUGUCGCAAACCGCGUUGGGAGUGAAUCCUCGGUUCGCUGCACGACUCCUGCCUUCCCGGGAGAAGAAGUAGCUGCGGAACCCAGCGAGACACGAGCGAGCGCAACAUCCUUUUCAGAGUCUCUCCAGGGCCGCAGUCCGGCACACAUGUAUAUACUCGCAGAAAGAGAGAGAGAGGGGUGUGCGUCCGUGUCGAGAGUGUUGCCUCGAACGCCUUUCUCGAUCUCGUCUUGUGUGCUGUCGGUCUCGCGGGCUGUCGGGCUGUCUGUGUAUCUCCCCGUCGCUUGGCUUUGGUCCGCGACGAAACAGUAGGGAGUUCAGGAGACGCGGCGGAACAGUUUUUAUUUCGCGAGGGGUGACGCUUUUUUCUCGCGUCUCGACAUUGCGUGUCUGUUCGCUUUCUCGAAACUCGCCGAGCGCCGCCGGCGGCCGAGUUCGGCCUCUCACACACCACAGCAUGGGGAGGACGUGACGCUCGAGUGUAGCGAUUAGGCACCUGUAGCUGCCCGGUUUUUCUGUGUUUUCUGGGUAUCUGUAGCUGUUGCAUCCUCGAGGGCUUUGCAGAGCUCACCUUUCUGCGUUGUCUCUCUUCCCUUUCCUCGUGUGUCGCCUCGCGCGCCACGUCUCUUGCUGCUGGCGGCUUGUUUCUUCUCUUUUCCGGUGUCUUCCUCCGCGCGCGUCUGUCCAGCUUGCGGUGUGUUGUGUACGAUGUGGCCGCUGAAAACCGGAGAGUCUUUAUUGUCGCGUCCCUACACCGCGUUUCUCCUGCGAGUCUGCGUGGCUCUGCUGUUCGUCGCCCCCCUGGAAAACUGUCCGCGGAGGUCCGACUCCGGCCCGCCCUCGCGGUUCUCGAGGGGGUUGUCUCUCUCGCCGCUGUUUCCCCAAGAUUCUCCCGGGUGCUCGAGUUUGGAGGGCGCCGCAGCCGCCGCGACCCUGGCGACGUCUGGCGACGUUUUCUUCUCUCCGUCCCAAAGUGAGUCUGCCUGCGAUGUUGGCGAUUCGCCGGGGUGUCUGCUCUCUUUGUACGAGCGCGGAAGCGCGACGGCGGCGGGUCUGUCUUUCGACGCGUACGCGCUGCUGAAGGAGGUUGACGUCGGCGCGCUCGCGUCGUUCGUCUCCUUUGCACAGCCAACGUUCGAUCUGCGUGCGGUGCAGGAAGCCCACCUGUCGCCCACGCAGAGACGGCAGCGCCUCGCAGCCACGCUCAGGCGCUUCAUCCGCGAUCGAGUGAAGAAGGCAGACGCGCUGCUUCCCGCAGAACUCUCUUCUCUCUUCGCUGCAAUUCAGGUCUACGACUGGACUUUGAUUGAGGAGGCCGUCGUCCCCCUGCUUCCCCCGCAGCUCCUCGCUGAGCAGCCGUUCGAUGUCGUAGAGGACCUGCUCUACGGAGGAGAGGCGACCGGAGCUUUCGAGGAAGAAGCGAGGGGACAGUUCGAACAGGGGUCGAGGGGAGAUCCAGUUCUCGGAGGCGAGACGCAGCAGAGAGCAGGUGAGGUAAGAAAGCAACAGGGCCGAAGAGACCGUCUGGAGGAGGCGGGGAGAAGCGAGGAACGGUUCGACGAGGCUUCAGUGUCUUGGGAACAGAUCGAGUCGCUCGACCCGUUGGAGGCAAGAACCCAGAGAGACUGGAAGAAAGGAGACACCGGAGAGGGGACAGGGGAAGGGUGUGUCGAACACUCUGCUUGGACGGGAGAAGAAGCUGCUGGAGAUGUCCACUUGGAUGUGACGGAAACGUGAGAAAGAGUUCUGGAGUCUCUGCCUCAGGGGACGAGACAGAAGACACAUAGGUGACAGACGAGGCAGACUCGUGGUGGCACAUCGAAGCGCACAGGAAGGCCGACACUAGGGAGGAAGCGGAGACUUUGAAGUCCAGCAAAGGAGACCGACCACGAGGUAGUGACAGCGGCUGGCUGCGUCGAGGCUCGAGAAGCUGGGGAAAAAACGGUCGCUCGACUUCAGUCAGCCGCUCUGUAUGGGGCCCCCUUCCUCGAGACGAAAGUCUGGACGGGCUUCUGCGGCCUUGUUGGAGCCGGCAGGCGAAGCGAACGCAGCCGCCUUGCUGCAGACAAGGCGAAAAGGAAGUCGAAGGAGCAGGAAACGGCGCGGUCCGCAAGCGACGCAGAGAUGGCGAGUCGCCUCAGGCAACCGUGCACUCUGGGCUUGGAGUCUGACGCGCGAGCAGAUGGCCAACACGGCGGGGAAGAAAUGAGCACGAAGGAGAGGCACCCGAGAGGAGGGCGGAGGGCCGGGGAGCUCAAGCGAAGAAAGAGAGAAAGGGAGCGGCGAGGAAGAAGGGGCAGUCUAUUGCGUGUCGAGUAACGGAGGAACGCCGCCAGGGAGAAUUCCAAAGUGAAAGAUAAAUUUCGAUUCUGAGCACCCCGAUGAAAGACAAGGCGAUGUCUGGCAUCUGGGGGGGAAGGGGGGGGGGAGGACUGAAGAAGGCAGCUGUGGGAUGUCAAUGGAGUCAAAGAAACUCUGUAUCGGGAAAUCAACGCGGGUGUCGACAUAGUGGAGCGAAAAGUCCGUGCAAGCCACGCAAAGUCGCGGAGAGCCGAGAGCUUGAGGAGAAGCCAGUGAUUGGCAAUUCUCAAAGGUCUGAAUUGCACAGACGAAGGGCAGUUUGGGACACAAGGAGCAUGGGCGCCUGCAGCGACCUGUGAGUGAGGAAUUGGGGGGGUGCCUGAGAGGCAGUUGAAACUCGCGGGGAAUGCGAGCACGAAUACCAGGGAUCUCGCACAGUAACAUGGAUCUCACACAAAUACAACAGGGAUCUGUGCACUGCACGUAGAACCCAGCCGAUGUUAAAUAACUUUUAUGUCGCUGGGUGGCGAAAUCCAGCGAAGAUGUCACGCAAACAGUCUUCACUCCAGUCAGAUGAAUACGGCAGUGUUUAUGUAUUCCGACAGACCGCCAGGCUUCUCGCCGGAGUAUAUUUCUUAGAAGCCCAAAGUUCACACGUUCCAUCGGCAUCUAGCCGGUCAUAUGCAGCCGCCGAUAUCUGCUUUUGGAGACGGCGCAGACCUUGGUCAGUGAGGUCACUUGUUUCUCAAGGAAUUGAAGUUGUUUCGUAACGAAUGGGGCGCUGGCCUGUGUGAAGCGGUGACAGUGUGGACCGGGUCCUCGCAGAAAAAAGGACGAGACGUGUCUUAACCGAGGAAGUGCCUCGCGGAGCGGAACGGCAGAGGGAAAGGGACCGUGAAGAAGUUGUAGAAACGCUCCGAAAGGGUACUGAGUGAGAAGCGGAGGAGUGUCCUGAAUGCCCAGGUUGCUCCAGUGCUCAGAGGCACAGGUGUGAGAGUCCUCAGAGGCAAAGAGUUUCUCGAGGACGUCUCUGCCGCUUUUCAACAAAGUAUGUAAAGCCAUGAAAUUUGGUUCAGUGUCCAGUUUUUCAAUUGCCACUUUUUUCUCCGCGGUCGAAUCGACCUUCCCGUUCCGCGGUGCAUCCGUCGCUUGGCAUGAUUUUACAGGGUGGGUAUCGAGGCGAUUGCUUCCGUAAGACCACAGCAGAUUCCUCCGAAGUUGUGUUUUGGACAACGAAAAGAAACUGAAUCCGUUGAGUUUUAUGUUUUUUGCAAGUGUGCACUUUCGACUGCGAGGCACCAGGUGAUGCCUGUACAGUCAUGUGGGAGCUUUCCAGACAAAAAUAUCCACGAGAAAAAGUGCAGUGUCCGUAAAAUGAGAUUUUACAAGAAACAACGAACAGCAACCGUUAAGCGCGUUUUCAGCUCUCCGUGCAGUGACCUGCACCCAGUUACCCCCAUUGCCGAAAAGUACUGCAGCUUGAUCUUCUGCUGGAUGUCUCGAGCCCAAAGAACAGGUCGGAGUAACGGCCCGUUAAAGUAUGUAGAUAUCAUGGCAAACUGUACGUGGAAGAGUUAUGUCCUGUGCAGAAAGCUUUCUGUUUCAGGACACUCGGUUGUAUGUGUGUUUACUCCAUUUGAGUUCUGGAUCGCGGACCGUUGGUACGGAGGAAAUAUCGACUUACGCUGUGGUGAUUAUUGACACGGUCAAGCUACGGUCUGUGUGUUCUUACUCCCGGCAUUGUUCGGACCCGACUCAAAAU
Toxoplasma gondii ME49 is the source of this 4354-nucleotide messenger RNA. RefSeq lists its product as hypothetical. The record is from RefSeq and is a predicted model, not a curated record. The coding region runs from base 1000 to 2028 and encodes 342 amino acids. The transcript has a single exon. Lineage: Eukaryota; Apicomplexa; Conoidasida; Eucoccidiorida; Sarcocystidae.